ACAGAGGAAUGGCGCGAUGAGCUGAACUGCGUUCCCAUGGCCAAGAAGUUCCCCCACCUCGCUGCUAUCUGCUUCGACUGGCAGUGGUGGGAUGCGCCGGUGGAGGGCGCGUGGAAGGACGGUCUCGACUUCAAGACGUUCGCAACCAGCUGGCGCAACCGCAAGCCCAAGUGGUGGGGAAAGAGGUGGUCUGCCGUGGACCAGGAGGCUGCCAUGAGGCCGUUUGCGGACAUCUGGCUCAGCAAUGACCGGCUCAAUGGUAGAUGUCUACGUAGUUACCGUAACUCAUCUGACGAGCCGCGUACCUAUACAGCUGAAACGCCGGUCCAAGACCACGAAGAUGAGGACGAUCCGCGCACCGAAGGAUACGAGGUGAACGAGGCGCGCGUGAGCAGUGAGGACUGCAGGAAGGCGUUGCGGCAGGCGGAGAUAUACCUCGCCUGGAAGGCGAAGGGCCGUGCGCCCGCAGCGAUGGCCCACCCAGUCCCUCUACGCUCGUGGGCUCGUCCCCCCAAUGUUCCGGCAUCGUCACAGGAUACGGUGCACUACGGCAGUGACCGAUGCCAGCGCUGCAUCGAGCACGGCAUGGAGGAAUGCCGUGUUCCGGCGAUUGCAAAUGACCCGCGCUGUGUGACUUGUCGUGCGCGCAAGAAGGGUUGCCCCUUCGGAUCUCGCGUUGCACCCAGUGGCUCGCGCGGCACCCCAAGUGUAACGGCAGUGCGCGCACCCUCCACCCGUGCGCGCACUCGCACUCUGACCAAUGAUGGAGGCCCAAGGGCAGGUAUGAAGCGCCGCCGCGGUGAAUAA
Molecule: messenger RNA, 807 nt
Organism: Fomitopsis serialis
Lineage: Eukaryota; Fungi; Basidiomycota; Agaricomycetes; Polyporales; Fomitopsidaceae
Exons: 5
Source: RefSeq, a predicted model, not a curated record